UUCAAUCACCAACCGGCAACGGCAUCAACUCGCAACUUAGCUGCUAAUACAACUUAGCUAUCCACCCACAAUGCGGUACGCGGUGCUCGUAACAGGCCCAGCAGGUGCCGGAAAGUCUACUUUCUGUGCCUCUCUAAUUACACACGCUCAAACGAUUGGUCGGUCCGUUCAUCUGGUCAAUCUUGAUCCUGCUGCCGACAAGUUCGAAUACGAGCCGACUAUCGAUAUAAGGGAUCUUAUCAAUUUGGAAGAUGUUAUGGAGGAGCUGGAGUUUGGACCAAACGGUGGUUUGAUAUAUUGUUUCGAAUAUCUUCUCAAUAAUCUUGAUUGGCUAGAAGAUGAAUUAGGCGCAUAUGAGGACGACUAUCUUAUAAUAGAUUGCCCUGGACAAAUCGAACUAUACACCCAUGUCCCUCUUCUUCCCCGCCUCGCCACAUUCCUUUCUACUUCUCUCAACUUCAGAACAUCAGCAGUCUACUUGAUAGACUCGCAGUUCAUGCAGGACAAGAGCAAAUUUUUUGCAGGUGUAAUGAGUGCCAUGAGCUGUAUGCUCUCCUUGGGAAUUAGCAUGUUGUGUUUGAUGAGCAAGAUGGACUUGGUAAAGGAUAAGAAGGGCCGAACGAAGAGAGAAGUUGGAAGAUAUCUUGACCCAGACCCCAAUCUGCUACUUGAGGAUAUCAAUCAGGGCACCAACUCGAAGUUCAACCAGCUUAACCGAGCCGUCGUCUCACUGAUAGAAGAUCAGAACAUUGUGUCUUUCUUACCGCUGGACGUUACAUCAGAAGACUCUGUAAAUACUGUUCUCAGUCAUAUCGACAACAUGAUGCAGUAUGGCGAGGAUGAGGAGCCCAAGGUCCCCAAGGACAUGGAUGAUGGUGAUUUUGACUAGGUCAUAUAUAUGUAUCCAUAUGUAUUACUACAUUUGCCAGCAACGAUACAAAAGUUAAAAACAUGCGACGGGAGUGUCAGAUCGAUCAUACAAGCGCAACAAUAAUCUGAAUAUUUCUCAGGUGGCCUUUAAUACGCGUCCUGUUGAGGGACGAACAUCAGCUCUAAUCUUAGAAGAAAUCGUAGUGCGCUCACAACGUUUCACAUCACUCAAAAUCUUCUCAAAUUCUUCUGCAACUUUGUCCCAGUUACAACGAUCAAGCACUACCAAAGGACCCACUAUAUUCCUUGUAGCUCUCAGCAGUGCAAACUUGUGCGUAUCAGGAAGAGACCUAAAGAAUGAAUACGGCAUGGCGGAAAUAUCCAAUGCAGGAGCGCCAAAAAUCCCAUCCUCGUGUAAGUCAAACUCGGAGCCUGACGAGCUGAGCUUUCGCUUUUUACAGCCUGGAAGAUAUGGCUGCGGAUGAUCAUUCAAUCAGUGGCACUAGCAAAGCCCGCCUGACCUAAGCUUACAGAAGAACCACUCCGACUUGCUCCAAUCCAUGUCCAUUCAUUGCCCGCUUGAACCGCGAAUUUACAUAGCUCCUCAUCACCCAUCAUACAUCCUGCUUUGAAGAUUCUGCUUGCAGAGAUACAGCCCUCUUCCAACCAGACUCUCAACAUUCUACCCAGCUCCUCUAGUAAGGCUCCAUCGCAUUGGAAUUUCUUGAGGAACGAGAUGAGUGUUUCGUAAUGGCUGAAUGACUGGGCCGUUGGUGUCGGUAAUGAUGAGAAGGACUGAGAAGACAAUAAGUGGAGGAAAAG
Cryptococcus deneoformans JEC21 is the source of this 1692-nucleotide messenger RNA. RefSeq names its product ATP(GTP)-binding protein Fet5, putative. Gene Ontology annotation, molecular function: GTPase activity. The transcript is spliced from 4 exons. Lineage: Eukaryota; Fungi; Basidiomycota; Tremellomycetes; Tremellales; Cryptococcaceae. Bases 71 to 889 code for a protein of 272 amino acids. The record is from RefSeq and is a predicted model, not a curated record.